AUGGAAGACAUAUACAAGAAAAAUAAAGGAAAUGCCGGUCUGGAGGGGGUCCAGUUUCAACUGGAUCUGCUGAUCGUGUUCUUGUUGAACGCCCUCCAAAAUUUUAGAAACUGGAAAAUCUCGACGGAAAAUCAGGAAGCUGGAAAAUACGACGACCUCGUCCUCGAAAUGCCAAAUAAAGGUGUUUUUCUACAGGCCAAGUUCAAACAAACUAAGAAGAUCACUAGGGAUCAGCUUUUUUCAAGCAGCUUCAAAAACUCCGAUUUUAGCCUUGCAAAGUACUUUUUCUCAUACCUGCAAAUUAAGUCUCAAGUUAAAGAGAAAACUGUUAUUUUAUGCACUAACACGGAUAUCGAAGAAAAAGGCUUGGAGAACGUUUUAACCCUCCAUCGUGUCGGCUCUGACAGCUUGUUACAUUACGAAGGACCCACAUGCACAUUCUUCACCUUCAAUCAGAAUGUUUUGCUUGAUUUAAAAGCAAGUAUACAGAGCUAUCUUGAUAACAAUUUAAGUAAGGGCAUUGAUAAAGCGGUAAUAACAGACGAAAACAUGGAAGACUUCCUAAACAAUUUACAAUUUUUUUCCAACUAUCCAUGCGGAACCAAAUUGCAUAAAAUUAUCGAACAAUUACUGUCUGGCUUGAAUGAUUACAAUAUUUCUUCUGGAACGUCUCACCAAGAAAUAUACAAGAAAGUGGAGGAUUGGUUUAAACAACCUAAAGGUGAAUAUUUGACGGAAGUACGUGCCAAAGCCAUGUUUAGUGAAAUAAGAAGUGACAAGUACUGCGACACUUUAAAAGACUACAAUGUAUCCUUCGAACGUAGCAAUUUUAAUUUCACAGGCUCGAAAAGGAUAUUUCACCUUGCGACGGAAGAGGGACAUUUGUUGCAGGUGUUGAAAAUAUUUCAUGCUUUGCAGAACGAUGAAAGUAGAAAACUGUAUGUCAAUCCCAAUGAUAGCGUUGAAAUACAGAAACAUGUAGUAGAAUCAUUUGAGUUACGUAGUUAUGUCUAUUUAAUAAUGAUUUGGUCCAAAAUUGAAAACGAAACAGUAAAAAGUGAAAUAUGUAUUAAAUUAAGAGAAAUAUUAGAAAGGGAUCCAUAUAAGAAAGUUAUUUUAGUGACCGAAGGCAAUGACGAACUAAUGGAACUGUUUGGAGUGAAUAACAUUUCACAGAUCGACGUAUCUAUAACCUUCGAGGACCUCUCAAAAAAUACCCAAGAAACGCUAAAGAAGAAAAAUGUGGUAUUUCAAGGUCAAAAAAUCAAUUUGGAAGAAUUAUUAGAGCCAUCGAGGAAUGAAAAUUAUACAAAAUCAUUACAUUCUGAAAUGCUGCAAGUGUUGAUUAAAGGAGAGGAAAUUAAAGUUGGGGUAAAGCCUUUAGAGUUGGAUGAGGACACCGCAAGGUAUUACGUACAUCGAAGAUUUAAGCCAGAAGUCAGAGACUCACGAAAGAGAAAGAAUGUUAUUCCGGAGGAACGCAUUUAUGAUACUAGUGAAAAAGUGAUACUGAUCAUAGAUAGUUCUGGGAUGGGAAAGAGUACCGUCCUUAUUAAACUGGCUAGUGUUAUAAAGGAAAGACGUCCUCAUUUAUGGGUUAUCAGGAUCAAUCUUAAUGAAUACACGAGAAUUUUAAGGGACUCUCUGAGAAAGAAUAAGAAAACGUUAACUGUAUUAGAAUUGUUAAAUUCUCAAGAAGCUACUAAAAUGACUAAUAAUUUCGAGGAGUUAGUAUUUUCCAUAAACGAAAAGGUUCUCUUGAUGAUGGAUGGAGUAGACGAAAUCAGUCCCGACUACACGGGUCUGGUACUCGACAUGCUGACUCACUGUCAAAAGUCUACCAACUUUGCUAAGAUAUUCGUAACCACUAGGCCUCACGUAUCUCGAGAGUUGAAAGCGGUUUUGAACGCUGCAUCCUUUAAAAUGUUACCAUUUACGAGGCGAAAUCAAGUAGAUUUCCUUACAAGCUACUGGGCCCAUAAUCUGAAAAUAGACAGUACACUUACAGAUAAAUGCAAGCGGUAUGCCGAGACUUUGGUAACCAAACUAUCUUCAUGGAUAAAUUCUCAUCAUUAUGGAGAAAAUCUCCUUACUGCGCUGCCUCUGCAAGUGAAGAUGCUGGCAGAGAUUUUUCAGAAAGGUAUUCGGUGGAAGGAAUUCAUGAACUGGGAAGGAUGUAAGGAAUAUUUAGAACAGGAUGAUUUCAAACCAAAAUUACCGGAGAAAGUUAAUAUUGCGGGAUUAUAUAGCAUGUUCAUUAAGAAGAAACAAGAUGUCUUCACAGACAAGGGGAAUCCUAUCGGUAACACGGCAGCGAAUCAGGCUCUCGUCAACCAGUUCCACGAAUGCCUUGCUUAUCAUCGUAGUCUUGCCCUGAAGAUGAUCUUGAGGGAAACUGAAUGUGAUUUAUUUUCAGAACGCCAUGCAGACUGCAAAUGUACCGAAGAGUGCAUUUUGAAGAUAGGAAUCGUGCAAAAAUUGGGGGACAAAUUCCAAUUCGUACACAGAACAUUCGCAGAGUACUUUGUGGCCGAUAGCAUAUCAAGAGAGUUACAACUUCGGAAUCCAAACGUUGAGUUUCAAAGGCUCUUAAUUGACCAAAUAUUGGUGAGACCUGAAUUUAAAGUUAUCCGUGCUUUUCUUGAUGAGUUCCUUCAGCCUGUUGUAGAUUCCUUACCAUCUACCAUAUUUAAAAAUUAUCAGUCCUUCGUAUCUAAAACCGUUAUGAACGACAAUCCCAUUUUCGUUCUUUCAGGCGAAAGUCGGUUGGCACUCCUGCAACUCAUCCUGAAAAGCAUAAAUUUCAAAGUCAUUAGAGGUAAAGAGAUCGAUAUGAAAGACUGGCGUCUGAAAAUAGCUGUUAAAAGCAGAAACACAUUAAAUGAUUUGAAAUUCCUUACGCGGAAGGCUGGAAUGAACAUUAAAAAUGAGAUUGGUGAUACUCCAAUGCACUCUGCUGUUAAAGGAUGCAACCUGAAAAUGGUGAAGUUUUUAACUGAGCAUGGCGCAAACGUCAAGAGUAGAAACAACUAUGGCGGCACACCACUGCAUUUAGCCGUUGUGAGAGAUGCGCUGGACAUUGUAGAAUACCUCGUACAACACGGCGCAUACGUUAAUGUUAGAAACAACAAGAACCUUACGGCGUUGCAUUUAGCUGCUAGUUAUGGACAGUUGGACAUUGUGAACAAACUCAUGAAACAUAGUUCCGAUAUUAACUGUAAAGAACAAUAUGGACGCACCGCCUUGCACUUAGCUGCAGAAAGAGGCAAGAUCGACAUUGUGAAAUACCUCGUGCAAGGUGGUGCAGACGUUAAUGUUAGAGACAUAAGAGGGUGCACAGCAAUGCAAUUAGCUAAGGAGAGAGGCGAGUUGGACACUGUAAAGUACCUCACGGAAUGUCUCAAAUUCUAGUACGUGCAUUUUUUUCUGCAGAAACUGUAUUUUCAUAUGGAUAAUAUAAUAAUUGUUCUCACAAUUAUAAGACAAUAAUUUUAUUUGCCUCGCGUUGGCAAUUAAAUUCAGAUAAACAAUAAAAUUACGACUACGUUAAAACACAACGUUUCGUUUUACCGACUUAUGAUUGGAAUAAUCUUUCACAUUUCAUUGAACAAUCAGCGACCUGAUUUUCUCGAGUGUAGACGCAUUAAUUUGUUACUUAUUGUAAACGAAUCAUUAUGACCAAUGACGCUAAAUUGACAUUUGUGUAUUUUUCAGUAGCUACAUUUAAAUCGUACAUAUUUCACAGCUGAUAGCUAAACUUUUUUAACACUUCGUCGUAUUACUGAACGUAUUAUGCCUUUUAUUCCUGAACAAGAUGCCUCAUGAAAAGUGGAACUCGAAGUGAAGAUGGGUUAUGGACAUAGUCUUUGCAAUCUUGCAUUGAAUAAUUUAUGAUCGAAUUUCCAGAGACAAACAUUAAACUAUGACACUUUCUUAAACUGGAAAUGUGCUAUCGUCAAAAGGUUUGAAAUCAAAUACUGCAUUUGCAAAGGAAUGUCUAGGGGCAGAUCAAUUGUACUUACAGAAAAUGUCGUCGAUAAUAUACAGCAACGGAUAAAUCAGUCCUGCAAAGUCCGUAUCAAAGUUGUCUGCUCAUACAGGGAUUUUACUAGGAAUGUGUUAUGAAACUUUAAAAGAACAACGGCAUUUUCAUAAUAUACUAGGCAAUUAUUAUUGUGCAGGAAUAACGAUUUGUUGGACUUGUUGUUUUUCACUGACGAAGCAUGGUUUCACAUAUCAA
Molecule: messenger RNA, 4240 nt
Organism: Anoplophora glabripennis (Asian longhorned beetle)
Lineage: Eukaryota; Metazoa; Arthropoda; Insecta; Coleoptera; Cerambycidae
Exons: 3
Coding region: 1-3411 (1136 amino acids)
Molecular function (GO): protein binding
Source: RefSeq, a predicted model, not a curated record